CUUGACCCAGACAAUCAAACCUUUGCUCUAACUACUGGCGAUUAUAAAAGCCUUUCGUGACUGGUGUGUAGAUAGGCAGAUCUAGAGUUCAUAGACUAGAUUGUAUCCUUGGUAACAGACUGCAGACUUUAUUCUCAGCAGACUUUACUCUCAAGAUGUCUCAGAUGAUGACAUGUUUGCUGUUGAUUGUGGGAGUGAUCAAACUUGCGGCCAGUGCCAGACUUGCCGUGUCCGGCAACCACUUCACGUUCAACGGUCAAAGAGUUUUUCUCUCCGGUGGUAAUCUCCCCUGGAUAGCGUACGCCCACGACUUUGGUGACCAUCAAUGGGCGAGCCGUAGGUCCCAGUUCGACUCACAGAUGAGACAGUUAAAGGCUGCGGGAGGCAACUCACUCAGAUUAUGGGUACAUAUUCAGGGAGAAACAACUCCUGCGUUUGACGGUAACGGCUAUGUUACGGCCCCUGAUCAUCAGGGAACGUUCAUCAAUGAUUUCCAUGACAUGCUCAACUUAGCACAGAGCCAUGACCUACUUGUGUUCCCCACCCUCUGGAAUGCCGCCGUCGACCAAGACAACAGUCACCGUCUAGACGGCCUCAUCGUGGACAGCCGGAAGUUACAGAGCUACAUCGACAAGGUGUUAACUCCCCUGGCCACAGCGGUCAAAGGUCAUCCCGCCCUGGGAGCCUGGGAUAUCAUGAACGAGCCAGAAGGGAUGAUUAACCCGGAAGUGAGUAACUCUGAUCACUGUUUUGAUUCAACGGCUCUAAGAAACAGUGGUGCUGGAUGGGCGGGUCGCAAAUACAACUACCAUGAUAUGAUUAGGUUCAUCAACUGGCAGGCGGCGGCCAUCAAAAACGUGGACUCUGGUUUCCUGGUGACGGUCGGUUCCUGGAACCCCAAGUCUAACACGGACAGGAUGGGCUUUGUUGACCACUACAGUGACGCCUGUCUGGUCAAGGGAGGAAAGGGCAACGGAAAGGUUGACUUUUACCAGUUUCACAGUUAUUCCUACAAUGGCCAGUUCGACAGUAUUGCCCCCUUUAAGCAUUCAGCGGGUGACUAUGGAACCGGAAAACCAAUCGUUGUGGGAGAGUUCUGGGAACAAGAUGGCGGCGGCAUGAAUAUUAAUCAGCUGUUUGAUUACGUGUACAACCACGGGUACGCCGGGGCCUGGAGCUGGGACCUUGUGGCCCACGGGGCCAACCAGAGGGGCGGCAUCAGCCACAUCAAAGGCUACACCAACAACGGCGUCAUACCAAUCAACGUCUAGCGCUUGUUUGAUAAUCAAUUUCGGCUAUUUUCAAAAAUGAAAUAAAUAUUUAUUUUUAAAAGAA
Physella acuta is the source of this 1335-nucleotide messenger RNA. Its product is annotated as mannan endo-1,4-beta-mannosidase-like. Lineage: Eukaryota; Metazoa; Mollusca; Gastropoda; Physidae. The record is from RefSeq and is a predicted model, not a curated record. Gene Ontology annotation, molecular function: hydrolase activity, hydrolyzing O-glycosyl compounds. Gene Ontology annotation, biological process: polysaccharide catabolic process.